CCUCGGAGGCAGGCGCAGAGCCCAGGCCGCCAGGGUCGCACGGCGCGUGGAGCGCUGGGGAGCCAGUGUAAACGCGCUGGCUCCCCCUUCACCCCCAGCUCGGGCAACUGCAGACACGUAGCAAGCAGCGAGGAACCCCAGCCGGUGACCUACCUUGUCACCCUGGGACGCGGGCACGUGGCUGGUGUAACUGGCAAUGCCCCGCCCCCUCUGCAGUGAAUCUCCAGUCGGCCUGGCUCACUAGUGAGCUGAGACGUGCACAGGCUUCUCCGGUGGCGCAGUCUGGCAUGGCUUGGGGACAUGGCCAGAAGGGCUGUCAAGCUUGCUUCAUGGACCAGCAUGGCUCUUGCUGCCUCUGGCUUCUAUCUCUACAGUAACAAGUAUUUGGACCCUAAUGACUUUGGCGCUGUCAGGGUGGGCAGAGCAGUUGCUACGACAGCUGUCAUCAGUUAUGACUAUCUCACCUCCCUGAGGAGUGUCCCCUAUGGCUCAGAGGAGUACUUGCAGCUUCGAUCUGAGGUCCACCUCCGUUCGGCCAGGCGUCUCUGUGAGCUCUGCUGUGCCAACCGGGGCACCUUCAUCAAGGUGGGCCAGCACCUGGGGGCCCUGGACUACCUGCUGCCCCAGGAGUACACCAGCACGCUGAAGGUGCUACACAGCCAGGCCCCACAGAGCAGCAUGCAAGAGGUCCGCCAGGUCAUCCGCGAGGACCUGGGCAAAGAGAUCCAUGAUUUGUUUGUGAGCUUUGAUGACACCCCUCUGGGGGCUGCCUCCCUGGCCCAGGUCCACAAGGCAGUGCUGCAUGAUGGGCGGACAGUGGCUGUGAAGGUCCAGCACCCAAAGGUGCAGGCACAGAGCUCGAAGGACAUUCUCCUGAUGGAGGUGCUUGUCCUGGCUGUGAAGCAACUGUUUCCAGAGUUUGAGUUCAUGUGGCUGGUAGAUGAAGCCAAGAAGAACCUGCCUUUGGAGCUGGAUUUCCUCAACGAAGGGAGGAAUGCAGAGAAAGUGGCCCAAAUGCUCAAGCACUUUGACUUCUUAAAGGUUCCCCAAAUCUACUGGGAGCUGUCCACCAAGCGGGUCCUGCUGAUGGAGUUUGUGGACGGAGGGCAGGUCAACGACAGAGACUACAUGGAGAGGAACAAUAUUGAUGUCAACCAGAUCUCACGCCACCUGGGCAAGAUGUACAGUGAGAUGAUCUUUGUCAAUGGCUUCGUGCACUGCGACCCCCACCCAGGGAACGUGCUGGUGCGGAAGCACCCGGACACGGGAAAGGCAGAGAUUGUCCUGUUGGACCACGGGCUCUACCAGGUCCUCACGGAAGAGUUCCGCCUGGAUUACUGCCACCUCUGGCAGUCGUUGAUCUGGACUGACAUGAAGAGGGUGAAAAAGUACAGCCAGCGCCUGGGAGCCGGCGACCUCUACCCCUUGUUUGCCUGCAUGCUGACGGCCCGCUCAUGGAACUCGGUCAACAGGGGCAUCAGCCAAGCUCCGGUCACUGCCACGGAGGCCUCCGAGAUCCGCAACAACGCAGCCACCUACCUGCCCCAGAUUAGCCAGCUCCUCAGCCAUGUGCCACGCCAGAUGCUGCUCAUCUUCAAGACCAACGACCUCUUACGUGGCAUCGAGGCUGCCCUGGGCACGCGUGCCAGCGCCAGCUCCUUCCUCAACAUGUCGCGGUGCUGCAUCAGAGCACUGGCCGCGCACAACAAGAAGAAGACCUGUUCAUUCUUCAGAAGGACCCAGAUCUCUUUCAACGAGGCCUUCAACUUAUGGCAGAUCAACCUCCAUGAACUCAUUCUGCAUGUGAAGGGGCUCAGGCUGGCCAGCUGGCUCUUGGCCCUGCUUUGCUGGCUGUUGCCAGCUCCACACUGAACGGACCUGCUGUCCCCUUCCCCUCUUCAGUGUGACUCUAUGGUGGGCAAGGGGUCUUUUCAUUCGUUCUUUAGUCAUGUCUCCACCAGUCACCCUGUUUCUCCCACAUGGUGGCCUGGAGGCCCACGGUCACUGCCAUGGCACCAUUAUACUCCACACCUGGGAUUCCUCUCCCACACUGUAGCCCGUCUUGAGGGCCAUAAGCUGAACCAUGCAACAGAUUUCUCUCCUUAUCGAGGGAGGUGGCACACAGUCUGCUUUCCUAUCCCGGCGUGUGUCGUUGGGUCGGAUGUACCCCACUGCCAUUAGCCCUUCCUUUGUCAGAAUGGACUAUGAAUCCCACUGAAGGCACAUUUAACUUGUAGAAGUUUGAUUUUGUUGCAGGGAGCAUGGUCUCUGAGCUUGCUGGAGAACAGGUUCCCUCGCCUUGCCCUGUCACUCCCCAGAGGUACUCCCUGUCACUCUGCACCUUCAUGAAUGGCUUGUCCUCUGAAGUGGCUGUGCUAUAGCCAUGAGUUCACUGCUGUCAUGAGGACCCCUUUGGUGUUUUAUGUGCUGUGUUUCAAUAAAAACCCCUUCAGGGUUGCAGGGCAGGGCUUGGUUGGUGGGAUUUUUAUUCUUGGUUGGGAGUGAAUUCACUUUGACUAUUGGGUAGGAGUGGUCCUGGACGCCACGUGCCAUGGUGGUCUGCUUGGCUUGGUGCCCCUGUAUUCCUCCAACCUUCCACUGUGGGGCCACUUCCUGCUGCUUGUAGGUUUCCCUCACCUUCCAAGAUGGAGACCUUGGUCCUAGUUGUUCAGAAGCCCACGGCCAGGAGGAACUCAGAGGCUCAACUGAAACCUCAGACUUUUUUCCUCUGGGCUCUCACCUCAUUCCCUGUGACCUAGUACCUGCCUCGUUCUACUAAUUCCUUCCUUUUUUUGUUUUAAAGAUUUUAUUGGGGGGUUGGGGAAGGGGAACAACCAAGUUGUUGUCCUUCAGUCUUAGUUGUGGAGGGCGCAGCUAGCUCAGCUCCAAGUGCAGUCGCCAUCCAGUCACCCGUUGGCAUAAUUCCUUCCUGACUUAGCCCUUUUAGUUCGUCAUUUGAUGCCCCCAGUCCUGGAGAAUGGAGUCUAAACAUCACUCACCGUGGCUAGAAUUCCACUCUGAAACCUCCUUGUCACCUGCUGCCAUCCUGACCCCCCUCCCCCAGCUCAAUCACCUCCUGU
Messenger RNA from Hipposideros armiger (great roundleaf bat), 3080 nucleotides. RefSeq names its product aarF domain containing kinase 1 (gene ADCK1). The record is from RefSeq and is a predicted model, not a curated record. NCBI's taxonomy places the organism in Eukaryota, Metazoa, Chordata, Mammalia, Chiroptera, Hipposideridae. The transcript has 11 exons. The coding region runs from base 301 to 1872 and encodes 523 amino acids. Gene Ontology annotation, cellular component: mitochondrial inner membrane. Gene Ontology annotation, biological process: lipid homeostasis; mitochondrion organization.